Neltuma alba is the source of this 3296-nucleotide messenger RNA. Its product is annotated as autophagy-related protein 9. The transcript is spliced from 10 exons. The coding region runs from base 437 to 2998 and encodes 853 amino acids. Lineage: Eukaryota; Viridiplantae; Streptophyta; Magnoliopsida; Fabales; Fabaceae. Gene Ontology annotation, biological process: protein localization to phagophore assembly site; piecemeal microautophagy of the nucleus; autophagy of mitochondrion. The record is from RefSeq and is a predicted model, not a curated record. Gene Ontology annotation, cellular component: phagophore assembly site; autophagosome.
AGGUGGAAGCCGAAGUAAUACUCAUCCCCACGUCUCCUUACACUAAUAAACAAUCUUGACGGAGGAGGCGAAGAGAGGCCCAAAAACUCAGCGUAUGGCUUCCAAAGUCAUAUUAAAUAAAAGAAUUUACGUGUUACUGUAAUUUCAUCGUCUUCUACGCAAUCAAGCCCUCUUCCUCUCUUGCCUUCAUGCUCUUUGUAUUCUUCCCCGCUCUGAUUAACGUCUUCUCUCGCUGUAUUAGCCUUCCUUCUACUGGUUUCAACCCCUAAAUUUCUUAACUUUCAGGGGGGGUUUUGCCCAAAUUUCAUUACUGGGAGUACUUCACCUAUUUCGGUCGGUACUGCGUCAUUCCUAACUUCUUCCAUGAGUGUUGCUUAGUUCCAGGUUUCUGGGUCAUGGACUGGCUGUUUAUGCCUACUGUCAGUGUCUGUGAACAAUGUUUAUCAGGCCAAGGGGUCCUAGUGUUUUUAACAUAUUCAAAUGGAAGCGUCAAGAUGGAUCAUCUCUGACAACAGGUUUGCUUCAGGAUGUUCCACCAGAGAUUGAGUUGUCUGACUAUGGAAGGAUUCCAAGUCCAGGUAGUGAGAGCCCUUCAGGGCUUCUUAAUGGUGAGAGUUUGAACAUAGAGCCGAUUUCGGACUUGGACCUCUUCUUUGAAAGGCUUUACAGCUACUACUGCGAGAAAGGGCUCUGGUGCAUUAUUAUAAAGUGGAUUGUUGAACUUCUUAGUCUAGGAUUUACCAUAUGUUUCUCGGGAUUUUUCUUAUUAUAUGUUGAUUGGAAUGGACUUCGCAAUGCGAAGUGUGGGAUGGAUGCAGUGGAAUCAGGAAUUAAGCCUUGUGAUCUUGGUAAAGAAGCUAUUCAUCAACACCCUUUAACCCCACUAACACUUACAAAGGUUAUUAUUGUUGGAUAUUUAGCAAUAUUUUCCAUCUAUUGGAUAUUCUGUUUCUUGAGGUUCUUUGCUCAACUAAAGGACAUUCUGGAAAUCCGUCACUUUUAUUACAAUAGUCUCCGUGUUACUGACAAUGAGAUCCAAACUAUGCCCUGGGCUACUAUUCUUGAAAAGGUUGUUUUGGUGCAAAGUUCUCGGCAGCUCUGUGUGGUAAAAGAUCUCUGUGCUCAUGAAAUGGUGAUGAGACUGAUGCGGAAAGAAAACUACUUGAUUGGAAUGAUCAACAAGGGGGUGCUUGCUUUCCCCAUUUCUCGGUGGGUCCCAGGUGCUGGUCCUACGGUGAAAUGUGGUCCUAAUGGAACACGAUAUCGUCUCAUACUAACCAAGACCCUUGAGUGGACUUUAAACUGGUGCAUCCUGCAAAGCAUGUUUGAUCGAAACUUUUGUGUUAGAAGGGAUUUUGUGUCCAACCCAAAGACAUUGAAGAAAAGGCUUAUGGUAGUUGGGCUUGCAAUGCUUUUACUUUCUCCAUUUCUUGUCAUAUUCAUGCUGGUGUAUCUCUUUCUGAGGCAUGCUGAACAAUUUUAUAAUCAUCCAAGCACAGCAUCAUCUCGAAGGUGGUCAAAUUUGUCAAGGUGGAUCUUUAGGGAAUUCAAUGAGGUGGACCAUCUCUUCAAACAUCGGAUAAAUAGCAGCACGAUACAUGCUUCUGAUUAUCUCAAGCAAUUUCCUUCACCUAUUAUAUCAAUCAUUGCAAAGUUCAUAUCUUUUGUAUCUGGUGGAUUUGCUGCAAUUCUGAUCAUCAUUGCUUUUCUUGAGGAAUCUCUGCUUGAAGGCCAUAUAUUUGGCCGAAACUUGUUUUGGUAUGCUGCUGUUUUUGGAACUAUAACAGCUGUUAGCCGUUUUGCGGUGACAAAUGAGCUUCUUGUUCUAGAUCCUGAGGGAGCAAUGUCCAUGGUGGUUCAACAUACUCACUAUAUGCCAAAAAGAUGGCGUGGCAAAGAAAGUACUGAAAUGGUCCGCACUGAGUUUGGAACACUAUUUCAGUACACUGGGAUGAUGUUACUUGAGGAGAUGGCCUCAAUUUUCCUCACUCCAUAUUUACUUUUAUUUGUUGUCCCCGAGCGGGUUGAUGAUAUUCUGCAGUUCAUUGCAGAUUUCACAGUGGAUGUUGAAGGGGUUGGUCAUGUUUGCAGUUUUAGUUUCUUUGAUUUUCAAGCCCACGGAAACGGCAAAUAUGGUUCCCCAUGCGAUGCACCUCGCAACAGGAGGAGUUCCCAGGGGAAGAUGGAGAAAUCAUUUCUGAGCUUUCAGAGUACCUACCAAUCAUGGAAACCAGAUAUUCAGGGGAAGCAGUUUUUGCUGAAUCUUAGAACGUUGAGAGAGCAAAAUUUACCAGGGUAUGGGAACAGAUAUGCAUCUUUCCGUCCUAAAAUGUGGGUGGGUGGUCCCUACAUGAGGAGUAAUGGAGACAGAAAUUUGUUCAUAUCCAGUGAAAUGCCACAUAACACUUUCAAAAUUGGUAAUCACUUAGGUUCAUUGUGGCCAAGUGAUGCCAAUCAAAACAAUAAUCUUUAUAUUCUUGAUUGCUACUAUACUUCUCGAUCUCGUCAUGAUCCAAUAGAACCAUUUGAGAAGACUGAGCUUCAUUCCGGAGAGUAUUGGAUGACCUCGGAGAAUGAACCUGGGUAUGAUGAAUACUUGAGAGGUUAUGGUGGGGAUCGAGCUGAGUCUCAUUUUGGGGCAUCCACGUCAGCUCCCUUUUUCAGGGAAGCUCUACUUGAGGAUCAGAGGGGUAGUGAUAUGGCAGAGUCGAGCAAGAGUCAUUGGUGGGCUAGAAGUCGACCACAUGGUGGGCAAGCUCAGGCAAGCUUUUUUGAGCCUCCAGAUUUCAAUCACCAGACAUUUAACUGCUAUGAUAGGUUGUCUGAUAGAUGUUCAGAUGAUCAAGAGCAACACUUGGACUGGAGAGAUUAUCAUAGAUUAUCUAGGACGACACAUACAGAUGACUUAGAGGCAGGGGAAUUUAAUCUUCAUUUUGAUGAUAUUUAUAGCCGACCCCCAGAAACUCCCACUUUUAAUCCAAGCACUGCAAGUCUGUGAGCGAUGACCGCCUGUUCUCUGAUUAUUUGUUUGAAUGCUGUUGCUUUGAGUGUCCGGAAUGUAUUAGAGUUCCUACUCUGCAAAUGGUAGCUGUGUCUUCUGUUCUACCAAUGGAAACAAUAUUCUUUACUGUAGAUAAAGAUCCAUUGAAUUGUUCUGUUGGGUUGUAUUCUGAGUGAAACCCAGCUUCAGAGUUUGGAUAGGGGCUUUAAAGGGCUGCCUUCCUAAUGUAAGAAAACGAAGAAAACAAUAUGUAGACAUUUAUCAUUCAUCAUGACAAGCGUCCUAAUUCACACUC